Nylanderia fulva is the source of this 4671-nucleotide messenger RNA. The record is from RefSeq and is a predicted model, not a curated record. NCBI's taxonomy places the organism in Eukaryota, Metazoa, Arthropoda, Insecta, Hymenoptera, Formicidae.
UACAUAUAUAUCUAUAUAUAUAUAUACACACACAUAUAUAUACGUACGAGAGUAUAGAAGGAGGAGACCACCGACGGUUUCCCUCGUUCCACGGCGCCAAUUUAAUGGAUCCGACCAUCGGUUGGUGCCAACCGGAGCAGAACGGCCCCGCAAAGAAGCUGUGGUUGAACAUCUGGGAGACUGAGAAGGGCGACGACGUCCUGGCCCUGCGACCUAACGACGCUACCGCGAAUAAUAACAGUAUGGGCGUGCGGCUGCAGCAGGACUUUCUCGCGCUGGACACGAGUUCGGCGGCGGCCGGCAACACACCUGGCAGCAACAUCGGCAGCAUCAGCAACGGCGUCAGCAACGGCGGCAGCAACGGCCGUGCCGUCGCCGGCAACGGCGAGCAGCAUCGUUUACCCCACAACGCCUGCAACAAUUAUUACAACCCGUCUCGGAGGAAAAGCGACAACCGUGCGAGCACCUACGGCAUGAACUACAACUACGACGCCCUCGUGGGCGAGUACGGCGGCUGUCCCUGGCGCCUGGAGAACAAACACUACUCCAAGGGGUCAUUGGGUGCAUUACAUGAGGAGAUAGAAGAUUUUUUUGCAUACAUGUGUCCCUCAAACGACGAGCACGCUUUAAGGAUUAAAGUCGUAAAGAGAAUAGAACAAGUAAUUUAUGAUCUCUGGCCAGACUCUAAAGUCGAAGUGUUUGGCAGUUUUCGUACAGGUUUAUAUUUGCCUACAAGUGACAUAGAUUUGGUAGUAAUAGGAAUGUGGACAAAUCUUCCAUUACGUACAUUGGAACGUGCUUUACUUGAUCAAAAUAUCGCUGAACCAUCAUCUAUUAAAGUAUUGGACAAGGCCAGUGUGCCCAUCGUCAAACUGACCGAUAAAGAAAGCGAUAUUAAAGUGGACAUCAGUUUUAAUAUGAACAACGGCGUCAAGUCUGCGGAGUUGAUAAACUCUUUCAAGAGACGAUAUCCAGUGCUGGAGAAGCUAGUCAUGGUGUUGAAGCAAUUCCUAUUACAGAGAGAUCUUAACGAAGUAUUUACCGGUGGUAUAUCCUCGUACAGUCUAAUACUCAUGACCAUUAGUUUUUUACAACUACAUCCGAGACAAAAUGCUUAUUGUUCAAACGCCAAUCUGGGUGUACUACUGAUUGAAUUUCUAGAAUUAUAUGGUAGAAAGUUCAACUAUGUUAAGACUGGCAUUCGUGUAAAGGAUGGUGGUACUUACAUAUCUAAAGAGGAGGUUCAACGAGACAUGAUAGAUGGUCAUCGCCCAUCCUUGUUAUGUAUAGAAGACCCAUUGACACCUGGAAACGAUAUUGGCCGUAGUAGUUACGGCGCUUUGUAUGUAAAAGAUGCAUUUGAUUGGGCCUACUUUGUCCUUUCUCAAGCAGUCAGUCCCUUAAAUAUCUUAGUAAAUGACGCCAAUAAAGAAAGCAUUCUAGGAAGAAUAAUUCGCGUGACAGACGAAGUAAUAGAUUACCGUAAGUGGAUCAAAGAAACAUUCCCAGCACCUAUAAGUGAAGGAGUCUUGUCAAGCUCAACUGGCUCUGAUGCAUCUACUCUUUCAGCUCCUGCCAGUGAUACGGAUUCCGAAUGCAGUCGUGGCAAUUCUCCAAAUACUGGCGGGAAAAACGAAAACGAUAAAAACAAAGAUAGGCACAUCUAUAACAAUCAGCAAAUUCAUCCUUAUUCAGGAAAAAAGGCAUUCAAGGGAAUCACUCAUGCCCAUCACCAACAGAAUUUCAAAGCCACUUAUCGCAUCAACAAUAAUAUAACUGGUCAAAAUAGGAUCAAGCAUGCACUCCACAAUAAUGGAAACAAUAAUAACAAUAACAACAAUAAUACUAGUCACAGUCCGAGUUCCAGGCCAAAUACAAUGAAGAGGAAGAAGCACUGUACGAUGCAACGUGAUUGUGUGCGGUGAUGAAACGUACAUGAUAAUUUUGGACAUUACUUCCGUCACUUAAGUAGCGAGCUCAAUAUCAUAACUGUGUGAUAGAAAGACAGCGAUUAACGUCAUAUUCACGUAACAAUCGAAUCAUCUUAUACAAUUUUCUCUUUUUCUCUUCUUUAUUAUUUUCAAUUAAAUGUACAGAAGGGCACAAAAAAGGAAAAAAUGUUCUAAGAGAACUUACAGUUUGGAAAUUUUACAAUUCUUGUAUAGGACAAGAAUGCCCUACAGUAUAUACAUAUAUACAUAUAUAUACAUAUUUGUUUUUUUUCUCCCAGUUUGCCAGAAUCAUAUUUUACACAAAAAUCUCUGUACGCAAAAAUUUAUGUACCAAAGACGUACAGAAUUUCUAAUCCUGAUUCGAAAUAGAAUCUGUUUAUAUUUCACUUUUUAUCGUACAGGCUAUACCUGUGUAAUAAUGUUUUAUCAAUUAUUGUUUAUCUCUAAUCAGAAAAUUAUUAUUACCAUCGUAAAAUAGCAAUUGUGUGUUCAGCCAUGAUGAAUAAUAUAUCAUAACACAUUUAUAUAGUACGAAUGAGGAGAUAUACACACAUACAUAUACACACGGAUAUGAGUUGUACGUUUUUCUCUCGGGAACUCUUUAAUAGACAAAACUAUAAAACACUCUGAUAGUAACAACAAAAACUUAGUUUUCUAUAUGAAACUAUAUUCUUAUAACAAGAGGGUGACAGCGAAUUUGUGGUGAUAUUGGGACUUAUCUAAUGUACAUAUUGUAAUAUAUGCAUCAUCAAAGAGAUAGAGAAGUAAGUCUAAGAGAGUUACCUAUUAUAAAUAUAUAAUAUAUAAUCUUUUUUUAACUUAUAAAUAUCUAAAAUAUAAUGUUUGUUACAAGUGAUUUUACUAUAAAAAUUCGUGGAUGAGACCAUAUCUAUUUGAGAAUGUAUUAUUGUUUUUUUGUUUUUGUUUUUUUUUUUUUUUUUUUUCAAACUAACUAUAUAUCGUUGUGAAAAUUUUGGUAUAUUUUUCAGAUUUUAAUAAAAUUAUAGAUUUAUGGGGGGGAGGGAGUACACACAUGCGCUAAUAGAGUACGAUGAUAUAAAAAGAAAAAAAAAUUUGAAUAAAAAUAUUUUUAAAAAAAUAGCUUAUUAUCUCGAGACAGAAACACACACAUACACAUACAAAGUGAUGACAACGCUUCGAAUCUUUGCAGUCUAUUUCGUAGCAACAAUUUUUUUUCCUAUGAAUUUGCUUUAUCUAUUUUGUACAGAAAUAUUAAUUUUUUAAUGUUAGUUCAUAAUUCUUAAUAUCUCCUCAAUAAUGACGUAUUAUUUUUAUAUCAGAUAAUUAAAACACGUUUGUAUUAUACAAAGGGAAAAACGAUGAAUCUGAUAUUUAUGAAUCUUACAUUGCAUUUUUUCAUGAAACUUAUGUAUAUGACAAUACGCAAAAAGGCCUUGACAUUACUUAAAAGCUCCGUAUAUUACGUUCGUCGAUCAUGGUAGACAUAGUUCAUUAUUGAAUAUUACAUUCCGUUGACGCAAUAACUAAGAGGACAGAUAAUAGAACGUUUACUGCAACAAAUCUCUUGAAUAAUGUCAGUAAAAUUUUUCUGGUGCAGCUGCAUUUUUGUAUGUUCAACGAUUUUUAACGUGCGAUGCAAAGAUUACCCCUAAAUUCUUUAAUUUAGUCACGUGAAUUGAGGAUAUUUAACUUUCAAAUCUUUUUUAAAUUAUGUAUAUUAUAUCCAGUAUUUUUUUCGUGUACAUUGUUUAACUUAAAGAGCUCUUUCGUAAAUAAUAUUGUAUGCUGUGAUUGAAUUUAAUAAUUAAAUUGUCAAUUGCUUAAAGAUAUAUAUAAAUAUAUAUAAAUAUAUAAUUUAAAUGUUACUGUGUAAAGCAUUAUAUAGCCAUACUACAUUUUUAAAACUAUGUAAACUAUUAUUAUUAUCGCUUAGUGAUCCUCAGCAAGUUACGUGUUUUUUAUAAAUAUUAGAAUUUCGUAAUCAUUGAAAGUUUGAUAACGAAAUCACUUCGUAAUCACUCAUAUUUAUCGAAUUUUCCCGAGCGAUUAUUGGAAUUUCUGUAAAAAAAAAGUCAAAAAAAAGAAGAAAAUGAAAAAGAAAAAAAAAGUUUAAUAAAUAUGAAUGAUGCCGACGUCUGAUCUUAAUUAUUUCUUGUUAUUUGUAUAUUUUUCAGGAAAGCGAUUUUACCUCAUAGAGUUAUAUAUUGUUUAAAAAUCGUUAGAUAGUUUAUAAACUUCUCAAUAGCAAUAUGAAUCUCUAUAGUAUAUCUUCGUAUUUUCCAAAAAUUUUGAUAGUCGUGUAUUUAUAUUCAUGUAAAUAUAUAUUUUUAAAUAAGCAAUAAUGUAACGAUGUAACGCGAUCAGUAAUUCAGCUUUAUCUUUGUAGAAUUGUACUGUCGUCUCACAACCGUUACAUUGAGAUUGUAAAAAAACAAAAAAAUAUAUUUAAUUAAAUGCAUUACACUCUGACAGUUCGUAACUGUAUAAUUAUGAAUUUUCGAAAGGACAGGCAAUAGUGUCUGUCAUUUCGUUUUUUUUUCUUUUUUCUAUCAACUUGCGUGAGGAGAAAGGAAAGUGAGAUAGCGAUUAUGCGAUCGAUUUAAACAUAAUUAAUCCGACAGCGACUUGUACUUAUAAUUAUUGUUAUUCGUAAGUUUGUACCUUUUAUCCGAAGCGAAAAAUGUGUGAGAAAUGUGUGUAUAGAAAUGAAAUAAAUCUUACUUACCUUUUUCUUCAA